This is a messenger RNA of Epinephelus fuscoguttatus (brown-marbled grouper), 553 nucleotides long. Its product is annotated as serine/threonine-protein kinase pim-2-like. Gene Ontology annotation, cellular component: cytoplasm. NCBI's taxonomy places the organism in Eukaryota, Metazoa, Chordata, Actinopteri, Perciformes, Serranidae. Bases 65 to 553 code for a protein of 162 amino acids. The transcript is spliced from 4 exons. Gene Ontology annotation, biological process: negative regulation of apoptotic process; regulation of mitotic cell cycle; protein autophosphorylation. Gene Ontology annotation, molecular function: ATP binding; protein serine/threonine kinase activity. The record is from RefSeq and is a predicted model, not a curated record.
UCUGGACCAUGAGCUGAUUCUGGUCCUAGAGAGACCAGUCCCCUGCUCGGACCUGAUAAAUUAUAUGAACUCUAGAGAGUCGGCCCUGCAGGAACACGAGGCGAAAGCUAUAACAAAACAGCUGGUGAAUGCCCUCAUUGAAGUCCACUCCAGAGGUGUGUUCCACAGGGACAUCAAGCCGGAGAACAUUCUUAUUGAAACCGGCUCUGAUGUCCCACGUGUCCGCCUCAUUGACUUUGGCUGUGGCACAUUUCUGUCAGGGAGGAGGUACACUCUAGAAACAGGAACCUACCCCUACACCCCCCCUGAGUGGUUCCAGCGUCGGUGGUACAUGGUUGAACCAACCACUGUGUGGCAGCUUGGUGUAGUGCUGUUUGAGAUGCUGCAUGAUUACAUGCUCUUCAACAAUAGCUCUGAGAUCAUGACUGAGGAGCCUAACAUCCGUGAGGAUCUUUCCAUCAACUGCAACAGUUUUCUACAACGCUGUCUGACCAAGAGACCAGAGGCCCGAUCCACCCUCAGGAAACUUAAGAGCCACCCCUGGCUGAUGUGA